This is a messenger RNA of Serendipita indica DSM 11827, 2586 nucleotides long. The record is from the annotation of a GenBank genome assembly. NCBI's taxonomy places the organism in Eukaryota, Fungi, Basidiomycota, Agaricomycetes, Sebacinales, Serendipitaceae.
AUGCGUUCAAAGGAACUAUCGUCUUCUGAAGAUGAAGAUGAAGUCCCCAUUGCAUCGAGCAGCAAAAGGCGGACCAACGUCGCAGCGAAGCGUAUCAUUGAUUCCGACGACGAUGAGGACGAUUCGCCAGUUCCUGCAAGAACAAACGUGUCAAACAUGUCCAGUGCGUCUUCCAAGACUGUCGGACCGGCUACAAAUUCCACAACCUCACGUCACCCUGCGCCACCCAUAACAAUGCCAAAUCCUCGCCCGGUACAAACUUCUGGAAACUCUAAUUUUGUUGGUGGAUUCGCCCCAAGACUCCAGGGUAAUACGUCGCCCGUCACUGGACAACCUACUCAAUCUCUGGGAUCCAACUAUUACCCACCACCAAAGACCUAUAGUCCUCCAAGUCAUCCACCACCGAAUGCUGGAUAUCGUCCAACGGCAAAUGCAGGGCCCCCGUCGGCGACUACGGCCGGCAAUCCGAUCCGUAUUCCUCAAGAAGGGGAGAGGCACUCGCUUUUACACACCGUCAACAAGGCUACACAUGCCGUUAACGUAGCUGCUCAUGCAGUUGUCGAUCGCUUUCACCCACACCCUCCUACGUAUGCUCAGCCACAUCCCCCUGCCUAUACUCAGCCAUAUAAACAUCCCCAAGCACAACCACCUCCCUUGCGCAACGGAGAGUUUGACCUUGAUGCUGUCCAAUCUAUGCCCGGUGAUCCAACCGACUGGCAUGAUCUUCUUAACAAUAUCAAGGCGACAGCGGACGAAGUGGCGGAGGAGUUCAAGGAAGAGGAUUCGAUUGUUCCCGGGUUUGCAGAGGGGAUUAUACUGAGACCGUGGCAGGUUCAAGGUCGACAUUGGAUGCUCAAGAGAGAGCAAGGCUCCGCUAGGGGAGGAAUUCUCGCAGACGAUAUGGGUCUAGGCAAAACGAUCCAGAUGAUCACGCUCAUCACGCUGAACCCAAGAACUUCGGCUGAUCGAGAGAAAGGCUAUGCAAAGGGCACUCUAAUCAUUGUCGGUCUCAACAUCUUGGGCCAGUGGGAGAAAGAAGUCAGGAAAUUUAACCCCUCCCUGCGCGUCUUGGCUCACCACGGACCGUCUCGUACAAAAAGCGAAUAUGAUCUCGAACGCUACGAUGUUGUCCUCACUACAUAUGAUGUGCUUUCGAACGAGCAUAGCGCAUAUCAAGGUGGCGUCGAGGUGUCCUCCAAGGGGACUAAACAAAACUCGAGUGAGGAUUCCGACGACGGGUUCGGAGGGGCAAUCAGAGCUCGUAAAGAGGCAGCACCAAAGCCCAAGAAGGUGAAAGAAAAGGGAUCCGCACUCUUUAAAGUGGACUGGUAUCGAGUGGUUGUUGAUGAGGCCCAGAACAUCAAGAAUAGAUCCUCUAAGCGUUCUUUGGCAGUAUCUGCACUUAAUUCAAAGUACCGUUGGAUCCUAACCGGCACUCCCAUCCAGAACCAAGUGGACGACCUGUUCCCACUAUUUCGAUUCCUUCGGAUCAAACCUUUGCACGAAUGGGACGAAUUCAAUGCAAAGAUUCGUGAACCUCUCAGUCGAGGUCGGUCUGGGACGGCCAUGAAGCGGCUUCACCAUAUCCUUUCGACGAUUAUGUUACGACGCCUCAAAGCUGAUGUCAAAGAGUUGAAUCUGCCGGCUCGUAACGUCGAAGUGACAGAGUGCGAGUUUGAGGAGGCAGAGCAAUUUGUAUAUGACCAAAUCAGAGGAAUUGCAGAGGAGAGAAUUGGACGUGGAUUCGAGUCUAACGACAUGAUGUCCGCGCUCGUACUCCUCCUGCGUCUCAGACAAGCAUGUGAUCACCCGACAUUGACCAAGUCUUCUGCCGCCAGUGAGAUCAAGGAAAUGAAUGCACCGUCAAGACGAGCAUCUGUGGGACCAGAUGAAGACGACGAACUCGUCGGGCUGAUGAAGUCGAUGACUGUUGACGGUCACUGCGAGAUCUGCCACAGAGACCUCGACUCUUCCGAAGAGACGUACUGCCGCAGCUGUGCCAUGGUCCAGAAACAGCGAGCAUUGACAGCAAACGAUACGACAUAUCGCUCGACAAAGAUUCGGUGUAUCUUAAAGCUCCUCAAAGACAUCGACUCGAAGCCAGACAAUGGCAAGACUAUCAUCUUUUCCGAAUUCACGUCAAUGUUGGACAUUGUCGCUGCAGUGCUUGACGAGGAGAGAAUUCGAUACGUUCGCUAUCAAGGCUCUAUGAACGCAGCGCAGCGACAGCAAUCGAUUGACAUGUUAAACUCUGAUCGCAGGGUCAAGGUUAUAUUAAUCUCGACAAAGGCCGGCAACUCUGGACUAAACCUGACUGUUUGCAACAACGUAAUUAUGAUGGACCCAUGGUGGAACCCCGCAAUCGAGGAUCAAGCGUUUGACAGAGCUCAUCGCCUGGGGCAAACACGCGACGUGAAUAUUUACAAGCUGAUGGUUCCCGAUACGGUCGAGGAACGGAUCCUCGAGCUUCAAGAGAAGAAGAGGGCAUUGGCCAAAGCGGCUCUUGAGGGAGGCAAGCUUGCUAAAGGAAACAAACUCAGCUUCCAGGAACUGCUCAAUCUCUUCAAGCACGGACACGACGACUAA